AUGAAGUUUUUCGCCGCCAUCAGCCUCGUCUCGGGCCUCUUCGCCACAGCCGCCUCGGCCAUUGACCUGCAUCUCGAGUUUGCGGGCGGUUGCAGCACCAGCGGCGGCGGGUACAUCUGCCAGGGCUGGAACCCCAACACUUGCUGCAGCGUCAAUGCGGGUACCUAUUUCGCCAGCGGCUCGUUCCGGGCCAUCCCGCGCAACUGGAACAUCCAGGCGCGUGGCCAUGCCGGGCCCAACUGCGGCUCCAUCCGCGAGCAACAGGACAGCGCUGGCCGCGACUAUAUCUGCCUAGGAAACGGGCCCUUUGGCGGGCUGGGCUACGGCUUCAACAACAGAAAGAUGAUCCGCGGUGCGACCCUGGACGCCCGCAAUGGCGAGGAGACUGAGGGUUGCGCUCAGCCUAACGUCCUAUACCUCGCCGACGGCACCCAGUACAACUACACCGCCAUUGCUGAAACUGGCCAGGCCACCGAGGAGCUUGUCUCGCUUGUCGCUGCCGGCGCGUCCGCCGACGACAUUCCUAGCUUUGAAACCUUCAAGCUCGACGAACAGCUUGUUCUAUAA
Molecule: messenger RNA, 567 nt
Organism: Colletotrichum scovillei
Lineage: Eukaryota; Fungi; Ascomycota; Sordariomycetes; Glomerellales; Glomerellaceae
Exons: 1
Coding region: 1-567 (188 amino acids)
Source: RefSeq, a predicted model, not a curated record